AUGGUGGUGUUUGUGGGGGCACAUGGCCAGCAGAUGGACGACAUCGAGGCCAACGUCGGCCGUGUUGCCAACUCCUCCUCCACCACCGCCGUCGUGUUAACUCUCACCGUAAUCUUGACAGAUCACGCCGACGUUUUUUCUUUGUAUUAUCCAUGCAAUCGAAUCCACCAAUCAUCUUCCAGAAUUCUGCCACGUAUUAGCCUAGUCAACCUUUGCCAUCAACGAACGAUAAAGGUUGGAUUUUUCCCCAAUUCCUCUCAGCUGUUCCUCCAUUCCACCACUACCAAUCAUCAUGCCGCUCCACUCACUCUGCAGCGGCAGCGGCAGCGGCGGCGGCGGCAAGUUUGCAGCAAACCCACGGCCCAUCAAACCACCCUCCCUCUUCGCAUCGCCUUCCCCGACACCCAACCAAGUCCACUUCCCCCUCCCUCCUCGACCUUCCACCUCAAGAAGAAGAUCCUGAGCCUCGAGGUGCUGGGCGUCGACGCCGGCCGCGCCCUCGCCCUCAACCCGGCCUUUCGUGCCGCCUCUCUUGACUCUGUCCACGCGAUCAUCUCCUUCCUCCUCUCCAAGGGCCUGCACCACAAGGACCUCCCCCGCAUCCUCGGCAUGUGCCCCUCCGUUCUCACCGCCUCCGUUCCCGCCGAUCUCGCCCCCGUAUUCGACUUCCUCUCCCGCGACCUCGGCGUCGCCCCCGCCGACCACCGCCGCGUCGUCAACAAGUGCCCCCGACUCCUGGCCUCCAGCGUCCCCCACCAGCUCCGCACUGCUCUGCUCUACCUCCGUCGUCUAGGGUUCCGCGACCUCGCCUGGCUCGCCCACCACGAGCCCGUCCUCCUCGUCUCCAGCGUCGACCGCACGCUCAUGCCCAAGCUGGACUUCCUCGUCGGCCUCGGGCUGAGCCAGGAAGACACAGCGGCGAUGGUGCUGCGCUGCCCCGGGUUGUUCACCUUCAGCAUCGAGAAGAACUUCAAGCCCAAGUUCGAGUACUUGGACAAGGAGAUGGGGCGGCGGGUGGAGGAGCUGAAGGAGUUCCCCCAGUACUUCGCGUUCAGCUUGGAGAGGAGGAUCAAGCCGCGGCACGAGGAGCUGUGCCGGAGGGGGAUGCAUACGAUGCCAUUGCCAGCGAUGCUGAAGAGCACUGACGAGGAGUUCAGGGAGCUGAUGGAGAAGAACACGCAGCUUUAAUAGGCUAAACCUCCUUGUACAUGAUCAUUUUGUGUAGAAAAUUAUAUUCUCUUUAUCGUGCAUAUUCCGUAUAUAUUAGUCACUA
This is a messenger RNA of Zingiber officinale, 1273 nucleotides long. Its product is annotated as transcription termination factor MTEF1, chloroplastic-like. The transcript has a single exon. The record is from RefSeq and is a predicted model, not a curated record. The coding region runs from base 1 to 1188 and encodes 395 amino acids. Gene Ontology annotation, molecular function: double-stranded DNA binding. Gene Ontology annotation, biological process: regulation of DNA-templated transcription. Lineage: Eukaryota; Viridiplantae; Streptophyta; Magnoliopsida; Zingiberales; Zingiberaceae.